AUGGAAGGCUGUCCGCGAUUGCCAAUGUUAAGUUUUGAUUUAAAAUCGUGUAUGGAAUCGGUUAAUUUAUGUGAAAAAAUUCCUAGUUAUAUUUCUUCAAAUUAUCAAGAAAGUGGUGAAAAAUAUUUAAGCGAAUGUGAACAAAUUAAUCGUCUUCGUCAGAGUGCUAUUGAUGCGUCGGCUGAUCUAGUUGGUGUACAACUUUUGAAAAAGUAUUAUUGUCAGUUACAACUACUACGCAAUCGAUUUCCAAUGUUGCCCGACACCGAAUGUGCUGUUCGGUUUACAUGGGAAGAUGCUUAUCAGAAAGACGAAAGUUCGUUUAAUGAUGCUCGAUUUGAAGAAACUGCUAUUUUAUAUAACAUUGGUGCAAUAUAUACUCAUUUGGCGGGACGAGAAACAAGAAAAACUCAUGAUAGUAUUAAAAAUUCCUGUACAUAUUAUCGUUGUGCGGCAUGGGCAUAUCAAACCAUUCGCGAUCAAUACACAGCUUAUACUCCCGAUUUGAGCCCUGACUUAUUGACGUAUCAAUUUUAUGUUGUAUUGGCACAGGCUCAUGAAACAGUUUUAGAAAAAUCAUUACUCGAUCAACGGCCAGCGUCAGUCAAUGCACAUAUUGCAAUGCAGAUAUCAGAAUAUUAUCAAAUGGCUUUAGUUAGUUUAACAAAGCCGGGCAUUAAUUCCAUCGUAUCAAAAAAAUUUAAAAAACUAAGUGGUCAUUUACCAAAUUAUAUUGAAACCAAUGUAUCUAUGGCUAAACAAAAAGAGAACAAAAAACGUGGAGAAGCAGUUUGUUAUUAUGAGGCUGCUGUUGAACGUCUCCAAGAAGCAUGGAAAAGUGCUGCAAAGAUUUCAAAUGAUAAACUUCAACCAUUCCAAGAAAGUCAUACAUUCUCGACAGAUGUUAUAGUUGGAAAAUAUAAAUCGGCUAAACGAGAUAAUGAUUCCGUUUUUUUUGAAAAAGUUCCAGCAUUAUCUAGUUUAACUGCCGUGCAAGGUGCAAUUGUUGCCAAGCCACAAUCAUUUGAUUUUCAGGAUCCAGAAGUAUGUGGUCCGGAUAUCUUUCAACGUUUACUUCCGAUGGACACACAUUUAGCUGCAUCUGAAUACAGUGAAGAAAAAGCAAAAUUGCUACGCGAAGUUGUGGAAUUAGUUGAAAAUAAAAAUCGUGAAUUAGAAACAUUCUUACUUUGUUUACAACUGGAUCGAGUACCGCUUGAUGAUGAAUAUUUACGUUUACCUCGUGAUUUAUUUGAUUGUUGUGCUGUUGUCGCUGUCCGUCCAAAUAUGCCAAAAGAUUUAGCCUCAUUGAUGCAACAAUUAAAUAGUCAACAUCAUGAUCUUGAAGAACAAGUGGAAGAAUUUAAUCAAGAACUCAAAAUUUUCAUAGAAAAUGGAAAUGAUGCAGUCAAACAAAACAAAGAAUUAAAAAGUUUACAAUCAAAUUUAAAAACAACCAUAGAGUCGUUAUCUCGUGCCAAUGAAAAUGAUGUCGAACUACAUAAACGAAUGGUUACCAUAAGUCAACAUUUAAAAUUACUGGGGUCACCACUUGACCAACUGGAAAAGACAUUGCCGGUGAUUACUGAACUUCAUGGUAAAACAAAUAAAAAAUUACUCUCGUUUCUCGAAUUUUAUUCGCUUGUCUUUUUAGAUGAGAAUAAUAAACCAAAACUUAGUCAUUUAAAAACAUUAGCAGAAAAAAUUGAAGUUAUGCGCAAACAACGUGAACAGUUGAUCAAUGAUUUUCGUAAAAAAAUUCAUGAGGAUGAUAUAACGACAUUAAUGAUAAUUCGUCGACAAGAUAGUCACAAAAAUCUCUUUGUGGAACAAUUGAAAAAACAUGAAGAAUUGAUUAAUAUAAUCAAGCAAAACUGUGCAGCUCAAGAAAAUAUUCUUCAGAUGUUGACCGAGGCAAAUGCAGAUUUUGCAGAAAUUCGGUCAAAAAUUACAGCUACAAGUGAAGCUCGAACAAAUCUGAUCAAUGAUUAUAUCAAUUCAUUUAAAUCAUUCCAAGAUGUAACAACAAAAGCAAAUGAAGGCAUUGAAUUUUAUAAGAAGUUGACUAGUAAUUUAGAAAAAUUGAUUGAACGUUUUUCAACUGUACGACAGAUAAUUGCAAAGCAACAACCGCCAUCAAUACCAUCACGUACACAAUUGUCUCGAACAUCUCUGCCAACACGAUCAAAUCAAGAACAAAUUGAUCGCGAAUUUCCGAGUAUUUCUCCAUUAACGUCAAUACCAACUUCAACAUCAACAAUGCCCGAUCGUCCACGUCUCAAAGAUUAUUUAGCGAUAAUGAAACCAGAAACCUGGGGAACAGAUAGUGUUGGUCGAUCAAAACAGUUAUCAUCGAGCGAUCGCCUUAGUACUUUACAAGAUACAUCCAUGCCUUCAACAAAUUAUUACGAGACGCAACAACUACCAUCGCAAUUCGAUUCUUCAUUUAAUCCUCAAUUCCAAGCUAAUCGAUCAAAUUCUAUUCCACCUAUAACACAUUCUCAGCCAAACCUAAUACAACAACCUCAAUGGCAAGAUCAGUUACCGUCGUCUGCUACUACCAGAACACUGUAUUCAAAUUCGAUAUCUCAACAGCUAAGUAUGAGUCAAUAUGAUCAAUCACAAAAAUCUCUUUUCACAUCACAUACCAGUAUGAGUCAACCACCAUCACAACAAAAUUUCAAUCAGCAACCAUUUUCUCAAGCAAAUAUCUCAUCAUUAAAUCCGCAAGCCCCAUUUAAUCAAUAUACAAAUCAACAGCAAACUCCUUUUACUCACCCACAACCACAUGUACAAAAUCAAUCAAUUCAUAAUCAAUAUCCCUCAUCACCACAGGAACAACAGCAACGUUUUACUUCACAGUCGACACUUCAAAAUCCACCUGUGAACCCAAUCGUAUCAACGCAUUAUCCUCAGUCAGUCAUACCACCCUCGUUUCAUCAACCCUUCGGCUCAGUCAAUAAUUCUCUAUCUAGUCAGUAUCAAAUGCCUCCUUUAUCCUCACAACAACAACAACAACAACAAUAUCAAUCUGCUUCUAUUCCGGUUCCACAGACAAAAUUCGAUCCUUAUCGGCCACAACCUGCUGGCGCCUACGAAAUACCGAAAUUACAACCUUAUCAACCACAGUCAAAUGUCCUAUCAACCGUGCAAUAUCCACAACAUUGGAACAACAACAUCAACCAUUAG
This is a messenger RNA of Didymodactylos carnosus, 3189 nucleotides long. Lineage: Eukaryota; Metazoa; Rotifera; Eurotatoria; Philodinida; Philodinidae. The record is from the annotation of a GenBank genome assembly.